AUGCCGGGAGCGCGCAGUGGCGGCACCGGCGGCGACAGCAGUCACAGCGGAGACUACAGCGGGGACGCGAGCGGGGCGGUGACCGUGUGGGAGGUGGUCUCACUCUAGGGGAAGCUGCUGGGCACCGUCGCCGCGCUGAAGGUGGUUCUGUACCUGCUCCGGGUGUGCUUAGCGAUGGCCUGGAAAUCCGGCGGCGCCAGCCACUCGGAGCUAAUCCACAAUCUCCGCAAAAAUGGAAUCAUCAAAACAGAUAAAGUAUUUGAAGUAAUGCUGGCCACAGACCGUUCCCACUAUGCAAAAUGUAAUCCUUAUAUGGAUUCUCCACAAUCAAUAGGUUUCCAAGCAACAAUCAGUGCUCCACACAUGCAUGCAUACGCACUAGAACUUCUAUUUGAUCAAUUGCAUGAAGGAGCUAAAGCUCUCGACGUAGGAUCUGGAAGUGGAAUCCUUACUGCAUGUUUUGCACGUAUGGUUGGCUCUAGUGGAAAAGUUAUAGGAAUUGACCAUAUUAAAGAGCUAGUAGAUGACUCAAUAAAUAAUGUCAAAAAGGACGAUCCAGUGCUUUUGUCUUCAGGAAGAGUGCAACUGGUUGUGGGGGAUGGAAGAAUGGGAUAUGCCGAAGAAGCCCCUUAUGAUGCUAUUCACGUAGGAGCUGCAGCCCCAGUUGUGCCCCAGGCACUGAUAGACCAGUUAAAGCCUGGUGGGAGAUUGAUAUUGCCAGUUGGUCCCGCAGGUGGAAACCAGAUGUUGGAGCAGUAUGACAAGCUACAGGAUGGCAGUGUCAAGAUGAAACCCCUGAUGGGAGUGAUAUACGUGCCUUUAACAGAUAAAGAGAAGCAGUGGUCCAGGGAUGAACUGUAAAAGCACCAUCAGCUUGACCCGUAUAUAAUAUUACAGUGGAUUGCUCAUCUCAGUCCUCAAAGCUUUUUGAAAACCAACAGCAUCACAGCUUGUUUUGGACUUUGUUACACUAUUAUUUUCAGCAUGAAAAUGUGUGGUUUUGUAGGGUUUCUAGUUCUUCAAAGAGGCACAGAAGCUGAAUUGGUGAAAGAACGAUGCAAAGUAUAAAUUUGUGUAUUAUUCCUUUAACACGCCCACAUUUUACUUUAAAAUAUUAAAAGACGGGGUUCCACAAAAUGGAAGACUUAGUUUGUGAAUUGAUUUCGAGGAGUGGUUUUUCCUAGACACUUAAUUCUGUUUCAAUAUUAAUUUAUCAGAUUGCUCUUGUGCAUCAGAUAACGCCAUUCACAAGUUAAGAUUCUUGGUUUUUGGAUGUCUGUUAGAUGCCACUAAGAAAAUAGAGAUGAGCUUCCUUUUUAAAGCUUUUGAUGUGGUGUCCUAGAGUAGCAUGUUGUAGGUACAAUCAGCUGCUUUGUUACCUUAAAACUAAGCAUUUGUAAAUAUUAAAACUUAAGAAGAUGGCAGGUGAUGUCCUUCACAACACUUAGCUGUUCAGAUUGGACAUAACUGAUAUAGUUAUUCCUUUCCCUCUUUAAAAUUAUAGGAGACUUGUAGCUCAGUAUUGUUUUUUCUGUUUCUAAUUUGCUGCUGAUAAUGUAUAUGAAUUUACCGUGCUGUGUAAGCUGGGUCCUAGUCACUGAACAGUUUAUGCAGUGCUGCUUUGCCAAAUAAAGUUAAAAGUAAAAGAGGCA
Messenger RNA from Callorhinus ursinus (northern fur seal), 1652 nucleotides. The record is from RefSeq and is a predicted model, not a curated record. NCBI's taxonomy places the organism in Eukaryota, Metazoa, Chordata, Mammalia, Carnivora, Otariidae.